GAGAACAUUAGUUCUGUUCGACGGAUGUGCUUAACAGAACAAUGAAAGGGCAAGUACUGUUGUUUUUCUUGGUCGUCUUUCCUCGUUUUGUGUUCGGCCAGGUCAGCUACUCUAUCCCCGAGGAAAUGGCGAAAGGCUCUUUAGUCGGUUAUAUAGCUCAGGAUUUGGGUUUAGAUGUUAAACGAUUACAAGCCGGCAGAGCUCGUAUCCACACCGGAGACAAUGCAGAGUAUCUUCAGCUUAACAAGGAAAAGGGACUACUCGUCAUCAAAGAAAAAAUAGACCGCGAGGCUCUCUGUGGCCAGACGACGCCUUGUGCUUUACAUUUUCAAAUUGCUUUAGAAAAUCCAAUAGAAAUAUUUCCCGUCACUGUAGUAAUCACAGACAUUAAUGACAACGCUCCCGUAUUUGAAAGGGAAGAGAGGCGCUUUGAAAUCAGCGAGUCUGCAGUCGUCGGUUCUAAAUUCAUGCUAGAAAAAGCAAUAGAUCCAGAUAUAGGAUUAAAUGGUCUUCAGAGCUAUACAUUGAAGCCCAACGACAAUUUUAUACUUAAAAUGAACAGUCAGUCUGAUGGUGGUAAAAAGGUCGAGAUGAUUUUACAGAAGUCUCUAGACAGAGAGAAGCAGGAGUAUGCAUCAUUGCUCUUAACAGCUGUUGAUGGAGGAGAGCCUCAAAGGUCUGGGACUAUGCAGAUUCAUAUUACAGUGUUAGACGUUAAUGAUAACGCCCCUGUUUUUACACAAACCGUUUACAAAGCUGAAAUCAAAGAGAACUCAGUCAACGGGACAGUCAUUACCAAAGUGAGCGCCUCCGAUGCAGAUAAAGGCUCUAAUGGGGAGGUUAGCUACGUAAUUGGAAAUAGCAUGAGGGGCCUUUCAAAUGUAUUCGUCAUUACGGAAGACGGGCAUCUUGUACUAAAUGCCCCUCUUGAUUAUGAAAAAGCCCAAAAGUAUGAGAUUUACGUAGAGGCAGUGGACAGAGGAGGACUGUCUGAUUCGAGCAAAGUCAUUAUUGAUGUAGGAGACAUUAAUGACAACACUCCAGUUAUAAAAAUAAUAUCGUCGUCAAUUUCAAUAGGAGAAAAUUCUCCUUCGGGCACAGUGGUAGCUGUAAUGAGUGUUAAUGAUCCUGAUUCCGACGUAAAUGGUAAAGUCGAGUGUACGAUUAAUAAAAACACACCAUUUGCAAUUACUUCUACAUCCAGUAAUUUUUACAGCAUUAUAACAGACAGUGAUUUAGACAGAGAGAGAGCCUCUGAAUAUAACAUCACUGUGACCUGCUCUGAUGAGGGAGUGCCCUCCCUCUCCAGCAGCAUGCUGAUCAUGGAUUGA
This is a messenger RNA of Pundamilia nyererei, 1331 nucleotides long. Its product is annotated as protocadherin beta-1-like. NCBI's taxonomy places the organism in Eukaryota, Metazoa, Chordata, Actinopteri, Cichliformes, Cichlidae. The coding region runs from base 42 to 1331 and encodes 429 amino acids. Gene Ontology annotation, cellular component: plasma membrane. Gene Ontology annotation, biological process: homophilic cell-cell adhesion. Gene Ontology annotation, molecular function: calcium ion binding. The transcript is spliced from 2 exons. The record is from RefSeq and is a predicted model, not a curated record.